CUUUAUUCGAGCGUGUCGACUCGCCUUUCUCUCCUUUAAUUGUUCUACGGUCAUGUCGGCCGUAAGUUUGAAUUCAGGUUAAUCGCUGCGAAGUUUUUAUUUGUUUGAGAAAAUGUGAGAAGGGAUUGAAGGAAGAAUGAAAGAAAGCGAGACACUGUACGUUUAGUUCUGGAAUCGAUCUGUCUGAGUAGAAAAUAAGAAGUCUACGUGAUUUCUCGGCAUACUUUCAGCCUUAUGUAACUUAUUGUGUAUAUAUGGCUCAUCUGUGAUUUAUAAAUUCACCUUUGACGUAUUGAAAUAAAUUUGUCAGAUUAUUAUUUUGUUAGUAAAGAAUAGACGACAAAAAUGUCGAUCGACUUAUGCGAGGCGAAGGAACAUUUUAUCGAACUAAUGCGAUCGUUAAACAGAAACGAUCAACAAAAGUUUUUAUCCUUCAUUGUAAAAGAAUGGGAGAUAGAACCGCCUAUAUUUUACGAUCACACAGGAGAUGAUAUAUAUGACUGUGGUAAAGACAAUGACACAGAUUAUCCGAUAUUUAUGUUAAAUACUAUUGUUUCUGAUAUUAAACAGAAGGUCCCAUUCAAUGCUAUAUUGCCAUCUGAAAAUAUCAUAAAACCUUCCUCAGGAUUGAAUUCAGAUUGUGACUCCAAUAUAACGUUUCACAUGGACCUGUUCCUUUACGAUGAUGACGAUUUGAUCGAGCUUGAGAAUAACGAGCAAUUACAAAGAUACUACUGUCUUGAUUGUGGGUCUAGAAACAUAGAACCGUUAAUUUAUAUAUCACACUCCAUAUCACGGAAAGCGUUGUGUUACAUGUUUAAAACGUGUCUACCGAAGUUAAAGGACAAAACCAUACUUGAUGUGGGUUCAAGAUUGGGUGCAGUUCUCUACGGAGCGUACGUCUAUACAGAUGCCCCGAGAAUUAUCGGCGUUGAAAUGAACGAGGAACUCUGCAAUCUUCAGAAUGAUAUUACACGCAAGUAUAAGAUGGACGAUCGUAUAACUGUUUUUCACAAUAGAAUAGAAGGUGUGCCAGAGGUAAUUGAGGAAAGUGACGUUAUUAUCCUGAAUAAUCCGUUCGAAUUUUACUUACCUGAGGAUGUACAGAUAGAUAUAUGGAAGUUUCUGAGAGCUACAAUAAAGAAAGGGACGAUCCUUGUCACUUGUCCAUCCAUCGAAGUGACUUUUAAGACUUUACAACUUGACGAUUCAAUAGAAACGUGGUUAAAACCUUGUGAGAGAUUGUACUCGAAUAAAUUCCCUGAUUUACAUAUCACGAAUGGGGACGAGUUUUCUAACAUGUCAUGUUACGAAGUCCUUUAAGCAGUUAUUUGUAAUUACGAUGUAAUUACAAGACACAAGUUAUGUUUUCAUUAUAUUCCCUUGUCUAUAGGUUUAUUGCAGUUUUAUUGAAUGUUGCUAUGAAUUAGAGUGAAUAAAACGAUGGACAAAUAAGUCUUC
Messenger RNA from Dinoponera quadriceps, 1461 nucleotides. RefSeq lists its product as uncharacterized. Lineage: Eukaryota; Metazoa; Arthropoda; Insecta; Hymenoptera; Formicidae. The record is from RefSeq and is a predicted model, not a curated record. The transcript has 5 exons. Bases 346 to 1323 code for a protein of 325 amino acids. Gene Ontology annotation, molecular function: methyltransferase activity.